Molecule: messenger RNA, 264 nt
Organism: Eutrema salsugineum
Lineage: Eukaryota; Viridiplantae; Streptophyta; Magnoliopsida; Brassicales; Brassicaceae
Exons: 1
Coding region: 1-264 (87 amino acids)
Source: RefSeq, a predicted model, not a curated record
AUGAAAAUAUGCAGCUUCCUGAUGAUUGCAGCUUUGUUCACGAUGAUGUUUUCAACACAAAUGUUGCAUGCGAAUAAUUUAGAAAUGUGUGUCAAACACUGUGUCCCUAACCAGUGCAUGAAAGAGGCAAAAAACGCAACUCCUAAGAUGUGCGAGGACGCUUGCAAGAAACUUUGCAAUAAACUAGAAGUUGAUCAAGAGAAAUACAUCGUUCCUAAAGGUCAAAGUCGGUUUUGCCAAAUGUUUCCUUCAUUGUGCCCUUAA